GCGAGGGUCGAUGGUUGCGACAACGAGACAGCAGUGCGCCUCGGGUUGGGCGGCGAGGGUGGUGUACAGCGGCGGGGUGAGAAGGAGAAGUGGUCACUGUGGCGCAGACAGCAUCAAGAANAGAAUAACUGGGAGUCGGUGUGGUCGAGUAAAGAUGUUUGUGACGAUGGAUCCGNNGGAUCAACACCUUUGAAGAAGCUCGACUUCGAAAUGUUGUUGUUUAUCCGCAUGUCAACAACUGCACCGCCAAGCCAAAAGCAAGCUUUGGCCCUGCCCGGAUCGAGACACUCCCCGCUGUGGAAGCCUCGCUCCUUCAGUCUUUGUAUCGAAUGUCUGUCCUCUGCUGCUCUCCUGCAUGUAUUCCCACACAAGUUCAACACUGUGUCUUGCAUCAGUCACCCUCGCAGUAUCAUGUACCUCGAGCAGGUCGAUGCCUCCAUGGCCCGUCUCAGUUCGUCGUGCAUCAACGGGGGCCUGAACAGUGCACGGGCUUUGUUACCGUUCAGUUUGGUUGUCGUGUGCAACCCUCGAGCCUGGCGACCAUUUGUGCUUUUGCCUGCUACAUACCAACAACAAUCUCCUUAUAUACGUCACCCUCGGCCUCUUGCACACCCUGCAGCUAUGAUCCGAGACGGUAAACUCCAAGGCUGGCUGUCUCUGCCCUUCGAUACCCUUCCUGUAUGGGCUGCCUUCAACGCUGUUUCAUUUGAUGGCGUCAGUAUCGGUCCCUUGCCAGGUAAAGAAGACCGUGGCUCGACUGUCAUUGCAAAACGUCCUCUCAAAGGCGGUCAUGAACCUCCCNUCAUGACCAUACCUAGAGACCUUAUCCUUUCUCUCGAUAGGAUACACGAUCAUGCAAAGUCAGAUUCUGACUUUCGUGCUGUCCUCGAUGGCCUUGAUGAAUUCGGCAGGGUAGNNACUGCUAGAGGCGCCAUAUUGGCCUUCCUGCUCAUGCAAUCCUUCACUACAUGCCCUUCCGCUCAAAACAAGAAGGGCGUAUCAAGUCCAUUUACCGAGUAUGUCAAGUACCUGCCAAUGGAACUGCUUCCUACCUUCUGGUCUCCCGCCGAGUGCGAACUACUGACUGGCACUACGCUCGCUCCUGCCUUGACUGCAAAAUUGAACUCGCUCAAUCGCGAAUUUGAACAACUCCAAACCGCAACGUCAAACAUAUCAUGGUGUGCCGAGGAAUGGUGGGACGAAGUCGAUGGCAUCAUUGCAUUCGAUGACUGGCUACAAGUCGAUGCCUUUUACCGCUCCAGAGCACUCGAGUAUCCUGGAGUGGGCGAUUGUAUGGUACCCUGCAUCGACAUGGCCAACCACUCUUCCGGUACCGGCACAGCUGCUAUUUACGAAGUCGACGAUCAAGGCAACGCAGUGUUGCUGUUACGAGAUGGAAUGGACAUUGAGCAAAACGGGNAGAUUACCAUUACCUAUGGAGAUAACAAAGGCGCCUGCGAGAUGCUCUUUUCGUAUGGCUUCAUCGAGGACGAGAUGGAGUCUGCUCGUGAGCUAUUUCUCGACCUAUCGAUCCCAGACGACGACCCACUAGGACGAGCAAAAUCGGCAGUUGCAAAUUGCGCUCCAGGCUUCAAGAUCGUCGACGCUGAAAAUGGCGUGAUUUUCGAAGGUGCAUACGUCUGGCUCAUCUGCGUCAAUGAGGAGGAUGGACUCUCGUUUCAAAUUCAACAGACCGUCGAAGGUACUAGAGAGUUGAUCGCCACAUGGCAAGACGAACCGGUGCACGGUUUUGAAGGGUUCCGGUCUAUCCUGGAACAAAGCCCUUUGUGGGAUGUCUAUCAUCUCCGAGCUGUGAGCAUAUUACAGGAACGUGUGGCGAGUCAGCUACAGGACCUCUAUGGGUCAGAUGACCGAGUCGAUGCUACGCAGCACGGCGACGGCACUGGCAUCAGGGAACGAGCUUGGCAUCUUGCUAAACGACUCAGGUUGCUCGAAAGUGAGCUAUUGGAGAAAGCUUACAGCUACUACGAGGACCAGAAACUUCAACUCAUGCAAAGUGAGACUGUAUUGAGAUAUCUGUCGGAGCCAGACGUUGAGCCAGUUGAAGAUUUUUCAUGA
Messenger RNA from Aureobasidium vineae, 2079 nucleotides. The record is from the annotation of a GenBank genome assembly. Lineage: Eukaryota; Fungi; Ascomycota; Dothideomycetes; Dothideales; Saccotheciaceae.